AUGUGUGCUCUACCCGAGGGUAAAUCCACAAUCAUGUUGCGUCGUUGUUCAAGACAUCUCCAGACCAUAUACCGGCGGCAGAGCCAAGCCGUCCGGUUCAGGUCAACCGAAGUGCCCAAGGUCUAUGGAGCUAUCCACAGAGCCGCUCUCAAGGCACGAGUGGUGACCCACAACCAAGUUGCCUCUAUACAUUUCACGAAUCCGCUGAUGGCGGAGCAAGAUGUUGCCACACCCAGUUUUCCGGAUUCCGUCUCGGAAGGUGACGUCAAACUGGACAAGAAAGUUGGAGAUGCUGUGGCAGCAGAUGAGGUCGUGCUAGAAAUCGAAACGGACAAAACGGCCAUACCUGUAAUGGCCCCAGACAACGGUAUUAUUAAGGAGUUUUAUGUCAAUGAUGGGGAUACUGUAAAAGCUGGACAGAAGCUGUUCAGGCUCGAAAUUACCAGCGGUGCACCCAAGAAGGAAGCACCAGCUGAGGCUAAACCUGAACCUAAAACGGAAGCGGCCCCACCUCCUGCUCUGCUGCCGCUGCUCCCCCUCCACCACCACCCCCACAGGCCCCUCCAGCGACACCGCCUCCCCAAGCUCCAAAGCCGCAAACUCCUCCCCCCGCAAGCUUCCAAAGCAGGCGCACCUAUCUCAUCUAUACCCGUAGCAGCUAUACGUCACGCGCAAGCGAUUGAGACUGCCUCAGUCAAAGUACCCCCAGCGGACUAUAGCAAGGAAAUCGUUGGCACUCGCAGCGAACAACGCGUCAAAAUGAAUAGAAUGAGGCAGCGGAUCGCUGAACGUCUGAAGCAGGCGCAAGACACCAACGCGCUUCUGACCACCUUCAACGAGGUGGACAUGUCGCACAUCAUGGCGUUUAGGAAGAAGAACCUGGAGGCGUUUACCAAGAAGUUCGGUGUGAAGCUCGGACUGAUGUCGCCGUUCGUGAAGGCGGCGGCCAGCGCUCUUAUGGACCAACCGGUGGUCAACGCUGUUAUAGAUGGAAAUGAAAUAGUCUACCGCGAUUACGUAGACAUAUCAGUCGCCGUAGCGACGCCAAAGGGCUUGGUCGUUCCCGUGAUAAGGAACGCGCAGAAUAUGACGUACGCAGACAUCGAGCUUACAGUCGCCAACUUAGCUGAAAGGGCGAAGUCAGGAAAGCUGACAAUUGAGGAGAUGGACGGUGGUACCUUCACGAUAAGCAACGGUGGUGUGUUCGGGUCGUUGAUGGGUACUCCGAUUGUCAACCCUCCACAAUCUGGUAUCCUGGGGAUGCACGGGAUCUUCGAGAGGCCGAUCGCCCUGAACGGCCAAGUAGUUAUUCGACCGAUGAUGUACAUAGCUCUUACAUACGACCACAGAUUAAUUGAUGGUCGUGAAGCGGUGCUAUUCUUGAGGAAGAUCAAGCAGGGGGUGGAAGACCCGGCCUCUAUUAUCGCUGGUUUGUAA
Leptosia nina is the source of this 1437-nucleotide messenger RNA. The record is from the annotation of a GenBank genome assembly. NCBI's taxonomy places the organism in Eukaryota, Metazoa, Arthropoda, Insecta, Lepidoptera, Pieridae.